CUACAUUAUAAAAAUUAGCCAUUGAAUUCGAUUUGACUAAUUAUACAUAAUAAAAAUGACACACAGUUUCUUGGAAAAUUCCUUCUUUCCUUAAUACGGUCCCUCAAAGGCAUAUUUUCCCCAAUUAUCUCUCAAUUUUCAAGACAAUUGAUAAAAAAAAUCUUACGUAAUUUAAUUCAUCUUCUUCAAAGAGACAAAGACUUCGCGUUUUUGCUAGUUUCUUUUACUAAUAAUAAUUAUUUUUCUUCUUCCUCUUUUAUUUUACUUUUGGGUCUUGUAUGUGUAAAUCAGAGUCUUGGAGUUUUGCAAGGAAACAGUAAACGAUAAUACGGGACAGAUACUUUUGGUUUCAAAUCUCUGCAGUUAGAAAAAAGGAGUCUUUGUUUGCUCACCAAUGAUGGGAUCUGUAGAAGAAAAAGUAGACAUUGAAUUGGAUGAGGAGACCCCGUUUAGUGGGUCCCAGAUAACGAACAAAAUGCAACCAUUAAAUUUCGAAUCAUCUAACAUCUUGUUGAAUCGAAGAUUUUCAGCAUCUUGGGUAUUAAGAAAGGUGCACCGUAACAGUAUAUUGAGAAGUAUAUACAUUGUACUGAUUAAAGCCAAGAUUAAUGUUUUGCUGCCGUUCGGGCCGCUUGCGAUUAUGCUACACUAUCUCACUGAUUUACAUGGAUGGGUUUUUUUCUUCAGCCUACUCGGCAUUACUCCACUGGCCGAGCGAUUGGGUUAUGCUACCGAGCAACUAGCGUGUUAUACAGGCCCGACUGUUGGUGGCCUUCUUAAUGCUACAUUCGGCAAUGCCACUGAGAUGAUAAUUUCAAUGUACGCAUUGAAAAACGGAAUGAUUAGAGUUGUUAAGCAAUCUUUGCUCGGUUCCAUUUUGUCUAACAUGCUUUUAGUGCUUGGAUGCGCCUUUUUCUGUGGCGGGAUUGUUCACCAUCACAAAGUACAGAUUUUCAAUAAGGCCACUGCCCUUGUGAAUUCAGGAUUGUUGUUGAUGGCUGUCAUGGGAAUCUUGUUUCCAGCUGUGCUGCACUUCACUCAUACGGAGGUUCACAAGGGCAAAUCGGAGAUUGCCCUCUCGCGAGUUAGCAGCUGCAUAAUGCUGAUAGCUUAUGCUAGCUACCUUUUCUUUCAGCUAAAGAGUCAACAAAAGCUGUAUAGUUCUCUUGACGAGACAAAUGAGAAUAACGAUGAAGGUUCGGAUGAAGAUGAAGUGCCCGAGAUUACACACUGGGAAGCAAUUGCUUGGCUUUCAAUCUUGACUUUGUGGAUAUCCAUUCUAUCUGGAUAUCUUGUUGAUGCAAUUCAGGUAAUUAAUCAUAUUAAUACCUGCAAAUAUUUAUCGUAA
Messenger RNA from Striga asiatica, 1348 nucleotides. The record is from the annotation of a GenBank genome assembly. NCBI's taxonomy places the organism in Eukaryota, Viridiplantae, Streptophyta, Magnoliopsida, Lamiales, Orobanchaceae.